AUGGCUAUGCGUGCCUCCGCUCUUAAGGGAGCUGUUGUCGCUGCCAUUUGUGUGGCUCUGGUGGUGAGCUGGGUGGGGGAACCAGCACAAGGGUCGCCAUCCUGCGACAUCCAUCGCUGCAUCUACAAAUGUCCUUCCAAGUGCAACAAGAAAGCUGCGAGCUCUUGCGAGAGUGCCAAGGGCGCAGAUGUAUCUAAGUGCAGGAACGGCUGCGUUACGGGCUGCAAUGCCAGCUGCCAUGAUAGAGGGGCGACUACAUGCGACUGCGACAACAUAUGUGAGAGAUACUGCAAGAGCACUCCAGGCCCUACAUACAAUGCGUGCGUGUCUACAGUCUUCCAGUCGUGCAAGGACUCCUGUGAAAAAGGCUGCAAGGGCGAAAAAGUGAAUAACUGA
This is a messenger RNA of Miscanthus lutarioriparius, 396 nucleotides long. The record is from the annotation of a GenBank genome assembly. Lineage: Eukaryota; Viridiplantae; Streptophyta; Magnoliopsida; Poales; Poaceae.